This is a messenger RNA of Malassezia vespertilionis, 1851 nucleotides long. RefSeq names its product Xaa-Pro aminopeptidase. The record is from RefSeq and is a predicted model, not a curated record. Bases 1 to 1851 code for a protein of 616 amino acids. Gene Ontology annotation, molecular function: metalloaminopeptidase activity. The transcript has a single exon. NCBI's taxonomy places the organism in Eukaryota, Fungi, Basidiomycota, Malasseziomycetes, Malasseziales, Malasseziaceae.
AUGGGUGCUGUGAACAAUGGUGUGGUGGAAACCGCAGAGAUCGUACAAAAGAUCCGUGCGCUGAUGUCCAAGCAAAAUGUCGACGCGUACAUCAUUCCAUCCGAAGACGAGCACGCCAGCGAGUACCCCGCCGUGUCCGAUCUCUUGCGCGGCUAUGCGACGGGCUUUAAUGGCUCUGCUGGCUGUGCGCUCAUUACUCAAAACGACGCACUCUUGUUCACCGAUGGGCGCUAUUUUUUGCAGGCAUCGCAGCAGCUCCAGCCGGGCGUGUGGACGCUGAUGCGCAUGGGCGAGCCCGGCAUGCUUAGCUGGCAAGAAUGGCUCGUGCAAAGACUUGCGCCCAACGCACGUGUGGGCGUAGAUCCCAAGUUGAUCAGCGCGGAGGACGCGCGACAGCUCGCCGCUGAUCUGCGCGCGUCCAACUCAUCGCUCGUCCCGCUCACAGAGAAUUUCGUGGCGCUUGUGUGGCCUGAUCGGCCAUCGCGCGCUGCAGAGCCGAUCACGACACUUCCCGAUAGUAUCACGGGCUGUGCUUUCGGCGACAAAAUCGCCGCGCUGCGCCGCGAGGUUGAGGAAAAGCGCGCGUAUGGCUUUGUCGCGACGAUGCUCGACGAAGUUGCGUGGCUUUUUAACUUGCGCGGCACAGACGUGCCGUACAACCCUGUAUUUUUCGCAUUUUCCAUUGUGACGCUGGACACGGUGUGGCUUUACGUAAACGCAUCACAGCUCACAGACAGAGUGCGCGCGCAUCUGGGCUCGGAUGUGGUGGUGCGUCCGUACGAUGCCUUUUACACGGACUUGCGCGCGAUGGAAUCGCACCUGCGUUCGGACCAAAGGCUGCUGAUCGGCAAGCGUGCAUCGCUCGCGGUGCUGGAUGCACUCGGCGCUGCGCGGGCGCUUGUAGUGCGGUCCAUUGUGGUGGACCAAAAGAGCAUCAAGAACGCAGUCGAGCUCGACGGGUUUCGCGAGGCGCACUUGCGCGAUGGCGCUGCGCUUGUCCGCUACUUUGCAUGGCUCCAAGACGCGCUGCACAGUGGCGAGACGGUUACAGAGACGCAAGGCGCAAACAAGCUCACCACAUUUCGGGAGGCGCAGCCCGGCUUCCAAGGGCUGAGCUUCACCACCAUUUCCUCUACCGGGCCAAACGGCGCAAUUAUUCACUACGCGCCUCCGGACGAGGGGAGCCCCGCGAUCGACCCAAACACGCUGUACUUGUGUGAUAGUGGUGCUCACUUUUCAUUCGGCACGACGGAUGUGACACGUACGCUGCACUUUGGCGCGCCCACGGCGGAGCAGAAGCGCUGCUUUACGCGGGUGCUGCAGGGCCAUAUCGCCAUCGACCGCCUCAUCUUCCCGAACAACACGACAGGGUACGUAAUUGAUGCAUUGGCGCGUGCGCCGGGAUGGCAAGAUCAUCUCGAGUACCGCCAUGGGACGGGGCACGGCGUCGGGCACUUUUUGAAUGUGCACGAGCCGCCCAUGGGGAUUGGCACGCGAGCCGUGUUUAACGAAACGGGCUUAAAGUCUGGUAUGGUGAUCAGCAACGAGCCAGGCUACUACUUGGACGGGCAGUGGGGUAUCAGGAUUGAGAACCUACUCAUUGUCACGCCGCAUGAGCUCCAAGGCGAGGCGGAGCCGCCGACAAGCAAAGGAUUUUUGCGCUUUGAGCACAUUACCUUGUGUCCAAUCCAGACAUCUCUGAUGGAACCUACGCUCAUGACUGUAGCGGAGCGCGAAUGGAUGAAUGCCUACCACGACGAAGUGUACCAGAAACUCAAGCCGCUUCUGGAGGAGCAGGGCGAUGCUCGCGCGCUAAAAUGGCUCGAAAAAGAAUGCGCGGUGCGUGUGUAG